GCUUGAGGAAGGCUCAAGGCACCGACAACAAUGCCAGUCCACGAUUCUUCUUCAACGAGUGUGCAUCAAGAUGUCAGCAACGCAACUCUUGAACCCUAAGGCGGAGAGUCGUCGCCGCGGAGAGGCCCUGAAGAUCAACAUCAGCGCAGGUGAAGGCCUACAAGAUGUCCUCAGAUCCAAUCUGGGUCCGUCGGGCACGAUCAAAAUGCUGGUCGAUGGCUCCGGGCAGAUCAAACUCACGAAAGACGGUGCUGUGCUAUUGAAAGAGAUGUCCAUACAGAACCCCACCGCAACCCUCAUUGCCCGUGCGGCUACCGCCCAAGACGACAUAACGGGAGAUGGGACGACCUCAGUGGUGCUCAUGAUUGGCGAACUGCUCAAGCAAGCAGAUAGAUACAUCCAAGAAGGCUUACAUCCGCGAGUCAUCACAGACGGCUUCGAGGUCGCAAAGACAGAGACCCUCAAAUUCCUCGAUGAAUUCAAGAUCACACGCGAAAUUGACAGAGACCUCCUCCUAUCGAUCGCACGAACCUCAUUAUCUACCAAGAUCAACCGCACUCUUGCAGAGCAACUCACCCCUUCCAUAGUCGACGCCGUUCUCUCCAUUCACCGACCACCAAGCAAACCCGACCUUCACAUGAUCGAGAUCAUGAAACUUCAGCACAAACUCGCUUCCGACACACAACUUAUCCGUGGUCUCGUCCUCGACCACGGCGCGCGCCAUCCCGACAUGCCCAAACGCCUAGAGAACGCCUACAUCUUGACCCUCAACGUCUCUCUCGAAUAUGAGAAGUCCGAAAUCAACUCCGGCUUCUACUACAGCAGCGCAGAGCAGCGUGACAAACUAGUAGCCUCCGAGCGGCGAUUUGUCGACGAAAAGCUCAAGAAGGUCAUCGCCCUCAAGAAUGAGGUCUGCGGCUCCGAUCCCAAGAAGUCCUUUGUUGUCAUCAACCAGAAAGGCAUCGAUCCGCUGUCCCUCGAUGUGCUGGUCAAAAAUGGCAUCCUUGCACUCCGCCGAGCCAAGCGUCGAAAUAUGGAACGUCUUCAACUCGUUUGCGGCGGACAAGCCCAGAACAGCGUCGACGACCUCGACGCCUCAGUCCUUGGCUGGGCCGGCCUGGUCUACGAGCACACCCUGGGAGAAGAGAAAUACACAUUCGUCGAAGAAGUCAAAGACCCCAAGUCGGUAACACUAUUGAUCAAGGGCCCCAACCAGCACACCAUCACCCAAGUCACAGAUGCGGUCCGCGACGGUCUGCGCAGCGUAUACAAUGCCAUCGUGGAUGGCUCCGUUGUCCCUGGCGCCGGAUCAUUUCAGAUCGCCGCCGCGGCACAUCUGUCGUCCGAAGCCGUGCGGAAAUCCGUCAAGGGUAAAGCCAAAUGGGGUGUCGCCGCCUUCGCAGACGCACUGCUCAUCAUCCCCAAGACUCUCGCUGCCAACAGCGGACACGACGUGCAGGACGCGAUUGCGGCGCUGCAGGACGACCAUGCUGAGGGCAAUGUCGUCGGGCUGGACCUGGUGACCGGCGAACCCAUGGAUCCUGUUCAGGAAGGCGUGUACGACAGCUUCCGCGUGCUCAGGAAUAGCAUUGCCAGCAGCCAGGGCAUCGCAAGCAACCUGCUCUUGUGCGACGAGUUAUUGAAGGCUCGCCAGAUGGGCAGGCAAACUGCGCCAGGCAUCGAGCAGGAGUAAGAAACAGCUUAGAGGUUUAGAAAAACUGUACUGCGUGAAAGGGGAAAGAAGCCGAUGUGGAGUAGUCUCCUGCAUGAGCCACGGCGUCCCGGAAAUGUGUAUCAUGGGUAUGACUUUUGACGAGGAGAAAAUCAACUGGUAUAGAUCAUUGAGCCUGUAAAAUACCCAUCUUGAUGCCAUGACUCCAUG
Messenger RNA from Exophiala viscosa, 1882 nucleotides. RefSeq names its product T-complex protein 1 subunit zeta. Gene Ontology annotation, cellular component: chaperonin-containing T-complex. The transcript is spliced from 2 exons. Gene Ontology annotation, molecular function: ATP-dependent protein folding chaperone; ATP binding; ATP hydrolysis activity. Gene Ontology annotation, biological process: protein folding. The record is from RefSeq and is a predicted model, not a curated record. Bases 71 to 1693 code for a protein of 540 amino acids. Lineage: Eukaryota; Fungi; Ascomycota; Eurotiomycetes; Chaetothyriales; Herpotrichiellaceae.